Molecule: messenger RNA, 1137 nt
Organism: Penicillium subrubescens
Lineage: Eukaryota; Fungi; Ascomycota; Eurotiomycetes; Eurotiales; Aspergillaceae
Exons: 2
Coding region: 1-1137 (378 amino acids)
Source: RefSeq, a predicted model, not a curated record
AUGUCAACCUCCAAGGCUCCUGCAGCGUUUGAUGCUGGAGAGCCAACGAAGGAUGUGAAGGACUUUGCAACCGACCUACAGGCGGCAAUGAACAAUGCGAUCACUUUCAGUCCAUACAAGAAAACCGGUGUUUUUGCCUUCCACUGGGAAAACGACGAUAUGGGUGUCAGGCCCCUCGAGCAAGAACUCCUCAAGACCUUCCGCGAGCAGUAUGGGUUCUCAGCCACCAGCUACACGGUCCCACUUGUCGACUCCCAAAUCACACUCGCAGACCGCCUUAUCGCGUGGUCCAAGGAUUUUCGUGAAGAGAACACCCUCCGAAUUGUUGUGUACUCGGGACACGCAGCGAAUACUAGUGAAUCAGCUAUCCACUGGAACUUGGCUGGCAAGUGCAAUCUACGGACAGGCAAGCUACAAGGCCUAACUAUCAACUGGUGGGGGGUUGCCAGUAUGAUUGAGAGCGUUCCGGGCCAGAUCUGCUACAUCUUUGAUUGUUGCUCGGCGGGAUCUGGGGCGCUGAAGCACUACGAUGGCGCGGAGUUUGUGGCAGCCUCGGGCUGGGGCCAACAAGCGACUAAGAGCCUUGACCAGUCAUUCACGCAGAUUCUCAUCAACAGACUCCGUGAACUGCAAGGUGAAACCCAGACCUUGGCUCAGAUCUUUGGCUCCAUCUUUCGGAAUGCAUGGUCAAAUGGCGUUGGAGCUUGUCCGGUCCAUAUCCUCAAGCAAGGCAGACCAAGCGUAACCAUCGGCCGCAAUGUUGUCAAGCAACCCCAUACGGGAAUGGUCGAGGACGAUUGUCGCCGUGUCCUACUCAGCGUCAGAGUUCGGGGCGAUUUCCCUGCCGAGGCCAUCCAAUGGAAAGAAUGGCUGGCACACAAUAUCCCACAAAGCGUCGAUUCUGUCGAAGUAAAAAUUGAGGGAGCAUUCGGAGGCAGCACUGUACUGCUAUUCACCUGCCCUACGGAGAUUUGGACAAUGCUGCCCGCCGAUGACCCAUGCUACACUUUCAUUGCCCAUGUCAAAACUCAUAAUUUUCUACUUGAUGAACCAACUGCGAGCUACAUGCUACCCAUGCGCUCCGUCCCUCCGUCUCGGAAAGAGAAUGAAUCUCCGCGGGCCUCUGAGGGCAAGUGA